CUCUCCCUCCCUCUCUCUUUGCCCUCCCCCCUCCUCCUCCUCCACAUAUGUCUACAGUCCCUCUGUAGCAAUGUCCACGAAACUGUUAAGGUUUCUCCCGCGGUUUUUCCGCGGCAAUAAAGACAAGGAGAAGUUGUCUGGUCACAACAAAUAUUGCCAAUAUGUCGAGGACGGAAUCAAAGCUGGAGACUACGUCUGUCGAGUAAUACUUUUGGACGACAAAGAAACCAAUUUAGCAGUAAAGCCAUCAGCCAGGGCCAAUUGUCUGCUGAGGAAAGUCUUUGACCAUGUCAAUCUAUUAGAAAGGGACUACUUUGGUUUGAGAUUCCUGGAUCAGAAUAACCAAUCGCAUUGGCUGGAUUCCAAUAAGACUAUUUCUUCUCAAUUAAAAGGGUCCACAUCCUUCACGCUGUAUUUUGUGGUGAAGUUCUAUGCAGCAGAUCCUUGCAAAUUACGUGAAGAAAUAACAAGAUAUUACUUCUUUCUCCAAAUCAAAAGAGACAUCUAUGAUGGACGUCUACCUGUCACGUUUGAAGAACUCAUUGAAUUGGCAGCUUACAUCCUACAGUCUGAACUCGGUGACUACAACCCUAAGAUACACACCGAAGGUUAUGUUUCUGAAUUCCGUUUUAUACAGCACCAGUCCAUGGAACAUGAGCAAGCCAUUGCUGUUUUGCACCGAAGACUUGUGGGUCAAGUUCCUGCUGUGGCAGAAUACAGAUUCUUGGAGAAAGCCAAAUGGUUAGAAAUGUAUGGCGUUGAUCUUCAUCCUGUGAAGGGUGAAAGCAACAUGGAGUACAUGCUUGGAAUUACACCAGCCGGAAUUAUUUUGCACAAGAACAAAAAUAAGGUUGGGAACUAUUUCUGGCCAAGAAUUACCAAAGUGCGUUUCAAAGACAAAAUAUUUUCCAUUAAGGUCAAAGACAGAAAUUGUGAUGAACAUUGGUAUGCAUUUGAAUCCAACAACAAAGUGGCCUGUAAACAUUUAUGGAGAUGCUGUGUGGAACACCACGCAUUCUUUAGUGGAAGAACGGAACGUAUGAUGAAAGAAAACCAAAGAUUCCGGGACCAACCAGAAGUGAUCAGAGUUGCCAGUAAGAAGCAUCAAAGACGGUCCCAUUCCGACCCCAAAAUUAGUGUUAGUUGCUAUGGUGAUCAAGUUGCAAAACUGCCUCUAUCCACCACGAUUAGUCCUGAAGCUAUUAGAAUGCCACGUCUAAGGAGUUUACCAGAACUCCCUGGUAAAGACUCACCACGAAGUACCAGAUCGUAUCCUUGGGAAUCAAGUUCUGCUGGGGGUCUUUACACAUCUGGAAAGGAUUCACCAAUGUCUACAAAGAGUGACAAACUAAAGUUUCAGGUACAGCGCCGUGCUAUGUCAGGCAGUGACAGCGAACAGAACUAUAAGAAACGGUACACAUCGAAUAAAAAAGGAUCUGACAAUGAAAGUGAAAAGUCCGGUACAACAAGACGGCACAGGAAAGAAAUGACCAGCAACAGUGAUUCUGAUGUAUCUUGUCGUAGACCUCCCUUAUACCCAUCCCGAGGUGGACUUAGUUCAGGUGACAAUUCACGGCCAUCAACAGUCAGAGAAGAUACCGUCUCUCCAAGUCAUUCUUCUACAACUGUUGGCGGAGGUGGAGUUGGUGCUGCAGCUGAUGGGCUCCAGAAACGGAGAAGACGAAGACGAAGUAAAUCUCCAAACAGACGUCCUCCUGAAGAACUAAAAAACCAUUUUGUCUACAACUUGAUUGAGACUGAAGAUUGGCCUGAAGAUCAACUGAGGGAAAUUCCUUACACAAAAGUAGAGACAAAGAGCCAACCUUUCCGAAUCAAACAUUCUCCAAAAUCAAAGCAUUAUGCCAAAUCCAGGAGUCGCAGCUGUGGAGACAAAAUCGGUUCUCGGAAUCCCCAGUCAUCCAUUCACGGACUUGAGGAAGAGGAAGAAGAAGUAGAAGGACUGGGUGAAACAAACGAUGGCAAUUUGUCCCCCUAUAGUAGACAUUCUAAGGAGACAUCUCCCCCGCCUCCAGCAUACAGUUCCUUAAAUGAACCAGUGAGCAUCAGAAAAGACCAGGUGAAAGCUACUCCUGUGAAUGUAUCUUCUAAUUACAGAUACCAAACUACUGAAACGGUGGAACCUUCCCCUACUAUCACACAAGACCCAUCAAUGAGUCAUAAGACUUCCUCUUCCUCCAGACAUACCAGAUCUGCCGUUCCCGUUGGAACUCCAGAAUCCAGAAGACCAAGAUCCCAUAAUGAACAUGUGACUAGAAUUUCUUAUUGCUCAGAGCCUGGAGCAGAGAGUGACACUCCAGGACAUCACGCAAGUAGACAUGGGCUGGAAGGUGACACUCCUGGACACCACACCAGUAGGCAUGGAGUGGACAGCGACACUCCAGGGCAACACUCCAGCAGACAUGGAGUGGACAGUGACACUCCUGGGCAUCACUCCAAACGUGCAGAGAGUGAUCAUUCUGGCCACAGACAUCAUAGACAUGACCGGUCAUCUAACUGGCAGAGUCCAACAACCACAGACAGUCCUACAUCUGGCUCUUACACACCGGUGCACUCAGGACGACGGGCAUACAACCAACAUGAAGAUAGUGACUAUGGUAGCUAUACACCAGUCCACCGGUCAAGACACACCCAUCAUUACUCACGGACAGACAGGACACCUGAGCAAGGUGGAAACUAUCGACCAUCACAUAGAUCUCGACACAGCGACACGCGUAGUGGUGGCAGCAGUUCUCAUUCUCAUCAACAUAGAUCGGGUUCCCAUGGUGAUCGGGAAGGUCACUCGAGGUCACGACCUAGUUCCCAUGUUGACAGAGAAAGUCAUUCUUCCUCCAGGUCACGACACAGUCGAACUCCAGAAGAUAAUGAUCCAGGACGGCCACCUAUGAAUAAAGAUUUAAAUUUAACAGUUGUCUUCCAUGAAGGACAGACCAAUGAAGAAGCUACGGAACUGUAAACUCAGGAAGGUGUUAUAGACCCCACCUCUUCCCAGUCAGUACAGAACGACCCUCUCUCCUAAUCAAUGAUGCAGACCAUACCCUUGGUCAAUACAGUUCCUGUAAAAUAUCCCAGAUGUAAAUGGAAUUAUAAUACAAGGCUAAGAAAACUAAUACAGACCACAACUGCAAUCUCAAUAUAAGUGAUACUCUUAAACAGAGGCCACACCCUAAUCAUUGCAGGCCACACCCUCUCAUCUAGUUACUUGAGACCACACCCUCAAUCAAUACAGACUGCACUUUCAAUCAACAUGGGCCAUGUCCUCUCAUCUAAUCAAGACUAUACAUGCCCACUCAACACAGGCCAUACCUCCAAUCACCACA
Messenger RNA from Octopus sinensis (East Asian common octopus), 3338 nucleotides. RefSeq names its product band 4.1-like protein 4. Lineage: Eukaryota; Metazoa; Mollusca; Cephalopoda; Octopoda; Octopodidae. The record is from RefSeq and is a predicted model, not a curated record. Bases 71 to 2974 code for a protein of 967 amino acids. The transcript is spliced from 25 exons. Gene Ontology annotation, cellular component: cytoskeleton.